UCUCAUACCACCGGGGGCUAUGGACAUAUGUGACAGGCUGGUCGUGGGUGUGUCAGAGGGUGAUGAUGGGGUUUGUAACCCGUUUGGUGCUCCUCGUGAUGCUGUGUGCUCCUGCUCUUGCACAGCUGGAUCUCAACCGAUUAGACGGCGACACUGUGUGCCCAACCAUGAGAAAUGGACAAGAUGACCUUCCAGGGUUUGACCUGAUCACGCAGCUCCAGUUGGAUGUAAUUCCCAUGAAAGGCGUGAGGAAGGUGGAGGGGUCCACUCCCACUCAGGUGGCGUACAGACUGGACCGAGAUGCCAACUUCCAGAUUCCAACAAGGCUGAACUUUCCCAGAGGUUUCCCUGAGGAAUACUCUUUCAUGACCACGUUCCGCAUGAUCAAGAACACAGUGAACAAAGUGUGGAACCUGUGGCAGGUGGUGGAUGAAGAUGGCCUGAAGCAGGUGGGAAUGCGACUGAAUGGAGACCAGCAGGCCCUGGAGUUUUUCUUGACCACCGUGGAUGGGGACCUUCAGACCGUGACAUUUCCAGGCCUUUCUGUGCUCUUCAACACCAAGUGGCACAAAGUCAUGAUCGGUGUGGAGAACGAGCUGGUCACCCUCUAUGUGGAUUGCCAGCCUGUCGACCAGAAGACCAUAAAGAGCAAAGGCUACAUCAACACUGAGGGAGACACGCUGAUCGGCAGACUGGACACAGAUCCAAACACUUCUGUGGUGUUUGAGUUGCAGUGGAUGCUGAUUCACUGUGACCCAAAGAGAGCUCAGCGCGAGAGCUGCACCGAACUUCCCCAGGCCGAGAUGUAUGCCAAUGCUGAGCCGGACCCGAAACCAAUCCCUGGACCUGCUGGACCUCCAGGCUCUCCAGGGCCUCGGGGAUCUCCAGGAGAGGACGGUCGCGAUGGACGAGAUGGUCUUCCAGGCACCCCGGGCUCCCCUGGCGCACCUGGCAGCAAAGGAGAGCCGGGUCAGAUCGGCCUGCCGGGCCAGAGAGGCUUACAAGGGCUUCCAGGACCAGGUGGGCCUAUGGGGCCGAUGGGGCCAAGAGGGCCAGUCGGAGAGAGGGGUCUGCCAGGUUUUCCUGGACCAGCUGGACCUCCAGGACCUGAGACUGCUGGACCUCCUGGAUCUCCGGGAAAACCUGGUAUCCCAGGAGACGAAGGCAACAUUGGCCCUGAGGGACCCCCUGGACCAAGAGGAGCCAAUGGUCUUCCAGGACCUCCAGGCCUACCAGGACCCCCCGGCCCCCCAGGCUCUGCGAGUGCAGGGAAUCCUGAAGGAAGCGGGGAGACUUGUCAGACGAUGUGUCCAGCUGGACCUCAGGGACUUCCAGGGCUGCCAGGCAUGAAGGGACAUCGAGGGCUCCCUGGUGUGGAUGCGCUUCCAGGUGCCCCAGGCGAAAAGGGAGACCCAGGAGCAGUAGGAGAGCAAGGCCCCCCAGGACGUCCAGGAGAGGAUGGUCAGAGAGGCCCAAUAGGUUAUCCUGGAGACCACGGCGAUAAGGGAGAUCGGGGUCCUCCAGGUUUCAACGGCAUUCCCGGACCCACCGGACCACCAGGAGCUCCGGGUGUUGAAGGAAUUCGAGGACGUGACGGGCCUCCUGGGCCUAAGGGUGAUGAGGGUGCAGCCGGUCCUGCUGGUGUAAGAGGAGCCACAGGUGCCAAAGGAGAUCAUGGUGAGCCAGGGAAGAAUGGCCUGGAUGGAGCAGCAGGCCUUACAGGAGAGAAAGGAGAACCUGGACUGCCUGGAGCUGUUGGAGUCAGAGGCAUUGUGGGAAUCCCAGGUUUGCCAGGAAAGCAAGGACUUGUGGGAUCUGUUGGUCCAAAGGGUGACACUGGAGCUAACGGUCCUGUAGGUCCAGCUGGUCUUCCUGGUAAACCAGGUGAACCAGGAGCUCCUGGACAGGAUGGAGUCCCUGGAGCCAAAGGAAUCACUGGUGAGACAGGGAAACAGGGUCCAAUUGGCCCCAUGGGGGCUCAGGGACUCACGGGUGAGAAAGGAGAUCGGGGUCUGAUGGGUCCUCGUGGAAUCAAAGGUCACACAGGUCACAAAGGAGAUCAGGGCCCUAUUGGUCCAAUUGGUCCCAAAGGAAGUGAGGGCGAUCCAGGUGCUACUGGAGAUCCAGGGGUUAAGGGUGAUCAGGGUCCUCCAGGCAUCUCUGGCAUCAAGGGAGAGCGAGGAGAGAAAGGACAAAGAGGAGCUACAGGACCUGAUGGCCGUCCAGGACAGCCAGGACAUGAGGGACUGGCUGGACCCCAAGGAGCAAGAGGCCUGGAGGGAGACAGAGGGCUGCCAGGACCCCCAGGACCCAGAGGGUACCCUGGUCCCAAAAUGAGUGAUGAGAAGAUCCGUGAAAUAUGUUCAGCAGUUGUUGAAGAACAUCUAGACGCCUACAAGAAAGAACUGGCCAAGAAGCCCCUGCCUAUCGGUGCUCCUGGUACUCCAGGCCCAGCAGGUCCACCUGGACCUCCCGGAGAAGCAGGGACCGCUGGAGUGGCUGGACCCCGUGGACUGCCGGGCCCUCAGGGGCCUCCAGGAUUUUAUGGUCUACCAGGAAAGCAAGGCUCAAAAGGUGAUGCAGGACCUAAGGGAGAUAAGGGAGAUACAGGCGUUGGAAUUCCAGGGACUCCUGGAGAGCCAGGAGCUCAAGGACCUCCUGGCAAGGCUGGCAUUGGUAAGGAUGGCCAAAACGGAGCCCGGGGAGAAGCAGGAACGCCCGGUAUCCCAGGUACCCCAGGAACAAGGGGGCCACCUGGACAACCUGGCCUCUGUGACCCCUCAAACUGCUUCAGACCACAGCCCCUUUAUUUAGUCGGGGGGAAAAAGCCCAUUAACAUUAAGGGCCCCUGAACGUGAAGCUCCUGAGAGAAAACUACAUCCAUCAUAAUCACCAUUUGUCAACAGUCAACAGUGAACCGAGUGGAAGUGCAUCCAAUAAACUUGAAGAGACUCCCGAUAUGGCCGUGAUGAAUCAGCAUAAAUGGGGGAAACUUCCGACAGCUGUGUAGAGACACUUUCAUCUUUACAAAGACAGAUCUUUUGAAUUCCGAUCCAGUGCACGGUUGUUGUUGUGACUUGUACAUACAGUAGAAUAAAAGGAGGAAAUGCAGACGGGCAUUUUCAUUUCUAUAGCACAGAUGAGCAGCUGCAAGCCAAAGCCUGCUGUGAAGUCAUUUGUGAAGUAC
Pygocentrus nattereri (red-bellied piranha) is the source of this 3187-nucleotide messenger RNA. Its product is annotated as collagen alpha-1(IX) chain-like. Bases 63 to 2852 code for a protein of 929 amino acids. The transcript is spliced from 38 exons. The record is from RefSeq and is a predicted model, not a curated record. NCBI's taxonomy places the organism in Eukaryota, Metazoa, Chordata, Actinopteri, Characiformes, Serrasalmidae.